Molecule: messenger RNA, 552 nt
Organism: Pipistrellus nathusii (Nathusius's pipistrelle)
Lineage: Eukaryota; Metazoa; Chordata; Mammalia; Chiroptera; Vespertilionidae
Source: the annotation of a GenBank genome assembly
AUGGGUAGCGGAUAUGCAGGAGGUACCUUUAGUGGCAGUGCCAUCAUUGCUCAUAUACUUGCUUUAACCCAGAACUUUACAACAGUUUUCCCUCGUCAUGCCUCCUCCCUUACUUGUCUCUCUCCUCUGACCCACCUCCCCCAAAUUAUUCUUGUUGCACAGCUCACUUUAUUUAAAAAUUUUAGCGUCUCCUUUUCUGGUCCAGGCCUAGAUGAAAUAAGUGAGAACUCCCUCUCUUUAGAAAGCCGGGCCUAUCUCUUUCUCACCUCUCUCCCCAAUAUUUUACCUCAAUAUUCACCUACCUUUCAAGUCUCCAGCAGGUGUCUGGAUCUACCUAGUAGUUUAAAACCAGCGCCCAAAGCUGGAGUUUUUAAUUUUUACUCUCUCUGGCUUGCUGUGACUGGCAAUAUCUCCUCUCUGACUCCUUGUGUGGGUCACAAUACUAUAUUCUUAGUUGCUUUAGCUCCCCAAAAAUAUCAAGUGCUGCCUCAAUUGAAAAUAUUUAUAUUUUAUUUAAAAUUAGCUUUUGUUCUUAGACUCUCUAGAUCGUGA